AGACUGUCUUAUUUUAUGCCGACCUGACUUUUUCUUCGUCAGACCUGAGUUAUUCUCCUCUCCGCUAGUGCAGACCAAGCGCCUCCAGAACUCGUUCCCUCUUUGACUGGUGUCAAUCAAAGCGCGCCACAUUCGUUUCUUGUCUCUCGUAGUGCUGAUUUCGCCCGGUCCCGUCGCCGACCUAUUGUCGUCAGAUCUGAACCGUCUAUUUGUUGAUCCUCGGCAGUCAGUGCUAUAUCGCGGAUAAACGCAGCGAUAUGACGUCACUCGCAGGAUGGCCGACUGGUGCCGUGGAAGGCGAAGACGUGGUUCGAACAAUCUUUAUAACGGGUUUUCCGCCCGACACCAAGGAGCGCGAACUGCAGAACCUGCUGCGCUGGUGGCCGGGCUACGAGUCGUGCCAGCUGUCGUACAAGGGCGACCAGCCAAUGGGCUUCGCGCUCUUCUCCACGUCAGCCAUGGCGUUCGCCGCGCGCGACGCCUUGCAGGGGUUGCUGUUCGAUGUCGAAUCGAACGCUGUUCUGCGAGCGGAAAUGGCGAAGAAGAACCUCUUCAGGAAGAAAGGUGCGGAGGAUCCUGCCAAGAGGCUUCGUGUUGCCGACGCCUUGACCUCCUACGUUGUUCCCGGAGCGGCGAGCUACGACCCCUACGGCGCAGCAGCAGCAGCCGCCUUCGCUGCUGCAACCGUGGGAACCACGCCUGUUGUUCCGCGCACUGUAGCACCGUCGUACACACCCUCCAAGGUGUAUAAGGACAAUCCGCCCUGCAACACGCUCUACAUUGGCAAUCUCAGCCCGUUUGUCAACGAAACUGAGAUCCUCAGUGUCUUUGGCACGCAACCGGGCUACACACAAAUGAAGCUGACGAGGCAAGGCGUCACCAACACUUGCUGCUUCGUGCAAUACUCGAUCCGGUUCCUCAGUUAAAGCCCUCGCUCUCCCAGCCCCCUUC
Molecule: messenger RNA, 951 nt
Organism: Closterium sp. NIES-67
Lineage: Eukaryota; Viridiplantae; Streptophyta; Zygnematophyceae; Desmidiales; Closteriaceae
Source: the annotation of a GenBank genome assembly